Messenger RNA from Camelina sativa (false flax), 1503 nucleotides. Lineage: Eukaryota; Viridiplantae; Streptophyta; Magnoliopsida; Brassicales; Brassicaceae. The record is from RefSeq and is a predicted model, not a curated record.
AAGCUUGAUUGGCUUAAAAUAGAGCUUGAAAAACGCUCUUGCAUCGAGACAGGGGAAAAGCUCCGUUCGUGUCUUCCCCAACCUUUUUUUCGAUAUUCUUCUGUUGCUUUGUGUUGUUGUUCCCUUCUCUCUCUCUCGGACAUGACGAUCCCUGCGGCUCUUGUCUUUAUCCCUGUUGGUGUCCUCUUCUUGAUCUCUGGGCUCAUUGUCAACAUCAUUCAGCUCGUGUUCUUCAUCACUGUUCGUCCGUUCUCAAGAAGUUGGUAUAGAAGAAUCAACAAAACUGUUGCGGAAUUGCUUUGGUUGCAGCUCAUAUGGUUGUUUGAUUGGUGGGCUUGUAUAAAGAUCAAUUUAUACGCCGAUGCAGAGACUCUAGAGCUAAUUGGGAAAGAACAUGCACUUGUCUUAAGCAAUCAUCGAAGUGACAUUGAUUGGCUUAUUGGAUGGGUCAUGGCUCAGCGUGCAGGUUGUCUUGGAAGCUCUUUAGCCAUCAUGAAGAAAGAAGCCAAGUAUCUUCCGAUCAUAGGUUGGUCGAUGUGGUUUUCGGAUUACAUUUUCUUGGAAAGAAGUUGGGCUAAGGAUGAGAAUAACCUCAAGGCAGGUUUUAAACGACUUGAGGACUUUCCUAUGACAUUCUGGUUGGCUCUUUUCGUUGAAGGAACUCGUUUCACUCAGGAGAAGCUUGAAGCUGCUCAAGAGUACGCUUCUUUCCGAAGCUUACCGUCUCCUCGGAAUGUCUUGAUUCCUCGUACAAAGGGAUUUGUUUCGGCGGUGUCUCACAUACGGUCAUUUGUUCCUGCAAUUUAUGAUUGUACCGUAACCGUUCAGAACAAUCAGCCUACACCAACUCUGCUUAGGAUGUUCAGUGGACAAUCAUCUGAGGUAAAUUUGCAGAUGAGACGUCACAAAAUGAGCGAGUUGCCAGAAACCGAUGAUGGCAUUGCACAGUGGUGCCAAGAUCUAUUUAUCACCAAGGAUUCUCAACUUGAGAAAUACUUCACAAAAGAUGUGUUCAGCGACUUGGACGUUCACCAAAUCAACCGGCCAAUCAAACCAUUGAUCCUGGUCAUCAUUUGGUUAUGUCUCCUUAUAUACGGUGGUUUUAAGCUAUUCCAAUGGCUCUCCGUGGUGGCGUCGUGGAAGAUCAUUUUUUUGCUUGUGUUCUUCUUGGUGAUUGCAACUAUAACAAUGCAAGUACUAAUUCAAUCGUCUGAGUCACAACGUUCAACUCCUGCCAAGAGACCUCUACAAGAACAACUUAUUACUGCCUAGCUAGGACAAUAAAAACCUCUGUUUAAGUCACAUUGCAUUGUUCCUUAGCUUCACUCAACCAUUGAAACAUAAUUGCUUUUGUUUGGUGUAAACAGUUACACUGUUAAUCUAGUUUAAUCACCAAGUCUUGUCUACUCAACAACCAAAAUUUCAUUGUGAAAUUUAUGUAUAUAUUUUAUGUUUCCAAAUGUUUUUUUAUUUAAAAAUAACUAUUGAAUUUGACUUUGUGAA